AAUUCUAUCCACGAUCGGAUCGGGAUCGUUACCGUUUUGUCGUCACGGAUUUCUCGGUUCUUUCUUUACCAAAUAUCUAAUAGGAAUAACUUUAAUACAUUGAGUAGUGUUGAGCUAUUGAUUCUUUAAUGAAAUUCCGUGAUCGUGGUACUCGAGUACUAUGUCUACGUUCUCUGGUUUUAGUGAAGAAGAGUUGAAACGAAUCAAGUCCGGUGAAACUGGCUCAAACAGCGCUCCUCAAAUAAACACCACAAAUGUGAAGAAGCUAGACAAACUAGGUUUCAGACCAAAGAGAGUCACAAGCCAAUACAAACUGCCGAUCCUACAGAAACACAAUUCUGACGACGCUAUAGAUGACAUUGAGUUCGACAAAUGUAAACUCAGUCUUAGAUCUCCAACAACACCUGUACGAGACAUUACAGAAACUAGCAAUGACAAUAACAAAGAGAAUCUUGAUAAAAACGACAACAUCAAAACAGAAUUUAGUAAAGAAAAUAAUACAGAACCAGUAAACACAAGUAGUAAUAAAAUGGUUGAUGAAAAUAAAGAUACAGUUAAUAUAGAUAGGAAAAACAGCACAGAUGUUACACCGGAUAUUGUAAGGGGAGUUGAUAAUUAUUCAGCGGAUGAACUUGAGAACCAUAAGGUUAAGCUAGAAGAAUUGCAACUGAGACAGAAACUGAUGGAAGAACAGAAUAAGAAAAGAAAGGAAAUGCUUGCUAAAGCACUGGCUGAUAGGACCAAACAAACAACUGAGGAGGUGAUGAGAUUAGAGAAAAUCAAGAAGGAACUACAAGUAUUGGACAGCCAGUUCUCACAAGAUGUGGCGGUGUUGAGGCAGAAGAUUGACCAAGCGUGCUUGAGCUAUGCUGAUGCUGAAAAACACUACCUAAAAGUCGAAAAAGAAUUCCUGCAAGCGAAAAUUCAUUUACAAAAAGAAAAAGAAAAGAAGGAGUUACUAACAGAACACUUAUGUGCGUUAAUCACACACAACGAAACUAGGAAAGCUCAGAAGUUAGAAACUUUAAUGUUAGAACUAGCGACAGAUAAAAAAGUCGAUCAAAUAGAAGUCAGUGAUGUGAAAGUUGAAGAGAAAGAUGAAAGUCCAGUGAUAGUUGAUGGUGUUGAUGAAAGAACUGGUAAGAUGGUUGAAUUUACACCUGAAAGUUAAUAUUUUUAUCAUAUUUUUUGAACAUCGAAUGUUUACGAAAGAAUUUGUUUCGUUUAUGGGAGUGAAAGCUACAGAGGCCUUGUCAAAAAAGUUUUAAUAUUGCCUAUUGGCAAUACUGGCUGGUAUGUUCUAAAUUCAAGUUUUUUUGUUUACAUUGAUGGUUGAAUAUGUAUCUAGUGUAUUAUUGGUGCAUUUAAGUAAUAGAUAUCCUCAUAGACUGUACUGCUGUCUUUAAAAUACUAUUUUAAUUUUCUUGUCAUAAUAACUUUUAAUUAUAGUCUAACUUAUUUUAAUGUGUCAAUAGGCGUAAAUAAGGAACCUGAGAAACCUAUUUUUCAUCUGAUUCUUAUUGUAGCUAUAAUGGCAACGAAUUUUUAUAUUUAGGCAACUAAGUGUAUUUUUGUAGUGUUGUAUGUGCCUUAUGUUAAUGUACCUUAUACAUGCUUGAGUUGUAUAAUGUUUUAGAGAAUUUACCCAUAAUGAAACAAAAUAGAAUGAUGCUCAAUUUGCAUAUAAUAUUUGAGAGCGGUAAAUCAUAUGCAAUGCAUACGCCUCAUUUCAAAUAAUAUAGAUCCUUAAACCAUUUAAUCUGUCAAUGAUGACAAAAAAUAUAUUCUGCAAAUAAAAAAACUAUGUUCAAGAUACAACUCAAGCAUAACCUAGUUAUAAAGUAUUAUUAAGUUAUUUAAUAGUCGUGUAGAACAUGACAAAGCAUUAGUAAUAUAGAAAACUCUUAUUAUGUAAGGUUGAAGAUUUUCGGCCAGUUGUACUAAAACCAAAAAAUAAAAGUAACUAUUUUUAUCUGACAUUAUUAUAGAAAAUAUAUUUUCAUAUAAAACUUCAGAGAUUAUGGACAUUAUAUGUUUAUCUUUAUUUAAAUUAUAUUGAUAUUAAUAAAACAAAUUAGUUCUCAAUUA
Molecule: messenger RNA, 2088 nt
Organism: Helicoverpa armigera (cotton bollworm)
Lineage: Eukaryota; Metazoa; Arthropoda; Insecta; Lepidoptera; Noctuidae
Gene: Gorab
Product: RAB6-interacting golgin
Exons: 4
Coding region: 161-1171 (336 amino acids)
Biological process (GO): non-motile cilium assembly
Source: RefSeq, a predicted model, not a curated record